UUCGCCGCUUCAUCAAACGAACCUAAUCAUGUCAUACUCACACACUCCCUUAGCUCAAUCCAAAGUCUUCAAAAAAUUCACACCAUAAAUCCAUUAGUAAUCAAAAUCCAGCAACAACUGCAACACAUACAAGACAACAACAAAAAAUAGUAUUCUGUUGGAUCCCCUCACACAUUGGAAUAAAAGGAAACGAAAAGGCAGACCUGACCGCUAAGGAAGCUGUAACUAUUGAUAGUGCGGAGUGCGUGAACUUUUUAACUACUACCGAUAUUAAACAAUUCUAAAGCGUAAAGCGUUUAAUGAAUGGGAGAACAAUUGGUCAACAUCCAUCAUAAACUUCAUGAAGUGAAAGACUCAGUAAAACCAUGGUUAAUACUACCGAAAAAUCACAGAGAUGAAGUUCUUCUAACACGUCUGCGUAUAGGCCAUACGCGACUGUCGCAUAGCUACUUAUUUGAUGCGAAACCUGAACCAAAAUGUAGCAACUGCAAUUGCAAAUUGACUAUAAAACACAUAAUCGCAGAAUGUCUGUCUCUUAACUCAGAAAGAUCAUCAUCAAAUCUACCACUCGGAACAAUACGUGAAAUUUUAGGACCAAAAUACAAUAUUACUUACCUUAAAAAUUUCCUUAAGCAGAUCUCUAUCAUAAAUUUAAUUCAAAAAAAAAGAAAAACAUUCUUCGAAUAACUGAGACAAACGUUUUCAGAAAAUAAGUUGCGAAAUAGAAAGGGAACGCAGACAUAGGACAAGAAUAGCUAGAGGUUAACGCCCUUUGGAUCGGGAAACAAAUAACUAGAUAUCUAAACAUCCACUGAAAACUGACUUGAAAACUACUAGUGAGAGUUUUAUGAUGAAGAAAAACACAGUUCACAUGUUCUACGAAUUCAUAAAUCAAAAAAGUUUUCAUUGUACCUCAUUUUCGGGUUUGAAAAAUAUGAUGUUGAGAGUUCAGUUUUUUGUUUGAUUUGCAACGAUAAUAAUUCCCUCAAAAGAAAAUGUUCGUAAGAAAUAUGUGCAUCAUAUCGUUAUCUGAAUUCAGUUUUGAUUUUGUGAUUAAAUAUAAUGAAGAGUCAGAGACAAUAAUUUUUCAUCAGAAAGAGAAUUAAAUGCACAUCAGAAUCCACACCACACGUAUUAUUUGUUCAUAUUGUCCCCCUUGAAAAAAAAUCUAUGUUCUUCUCAGAUGUUACAAAUAUUUUACUUCAUUUUGAAAGGGUGAAUAAUAGUACGAGACUAUCAAUGAAAUGAAUUUGACUAGGUCACUGUUGUAUAUUUGAUGUUCAAGCAAACGGAUGAAUUUUUAUAGCAGGGAUUAUGAUAUAAGGUUUAAAAAAAUUGUCCACUCUGUUUUCAUAUAUGUAUCAAUUUUCCAAAGUGAUUAUUAACCUUGUUCGGGUAUUCAUGUUGUUCAUUAUGUUAACUUUAAAUUGACCAUGAAUAUUUUAAUGACGGUAUCAACCUUUUACCUCAGCAUUUUCCAAACAUUAAAAUGAUGUUGAUCAGAAUACAUUCAUAAAAAUAAGAAUUUAUAAAUUUUGAAAUGAUAGUAUGGACGGUUUUAGGUGUGUUGCAAUUAGUGAGUGGCGAAAGAUCAGUAGCUAUUGUUAAUGGAUUUUAUAAACCUAGUGAACCUAGAUUAGGAGAAUUUCCAUUCCAAGCAAGUUUAAUGCUUCGUAGAAAUAAAACAACCACCACUUUUUGCGGAGGAAGCUUAAUACAUGUCGAAUGGAUUCUAACUGCUGCUCAUUGUUUGGAAAAUGAUGGUCAGCCAUUACCUAUUAAUUCUGUGCAGGUGGCGUUAGGUAGUGUUUAUACGAAUGGUAAAAAUGCUCAAAAAAUUCCAGCACGAAGUUUUUAUAUAAACAAAAAAUAUUUUGAAACCGAUGGAGGCUAUGAUAUCGGAUUGGUGAAGCUGAAAUCGAAUGCAAAAUUAGGAAGAUAUAUCCAAUUAAUUAAACUACACACUAAUAACGGAGAAUCUUUAAUUGGUACAACUGCUUUCCUAACAGGUUUUGGUAUAAUUGAUGAUAAUUAUCAUCAGCCAGAAACAUUGAGGAAAGCCAUCCUUCACAUUGAUUCCCCGAGCAAAUGCUUCAUGAAUUCAGCAAAAUCCAAUGAAAUUUGUUGCACCUCUACUAUCUCGGAAGGAAAAGCGUGUAAAGGAGAUAGUGGAGGACCACUUACGAUAAUAAGAAACAGAAAAUAUCUUCAAGUUGGUAUCACCAGUCAUUUAUCGAUUUUACCCCUCUGCAAAAUAUCUUUCAACAAUUCCAUUUAUACAAGAGUGUCGGCUUACAUCAACUGGAUUUCCAAAGUUACUGGUAUUGAUUUCACAAAAUUCAAUCAGAAUUAGUGUAUAUAUAAUAAUAUUGGAAUUAUAAUUGGAAAAGGUUUAACUGGACCAUUCACAUUCAUCUCCACUACCGACUAAAUAAUGUAUAACCAUUUUGAAGUGUGUAAUUUGCUUCCAGGAAGUUAUAAUUUACAUCAAGAAAAAACCUUAGCAUUACUAAAUUUUAUGAUUUGUUUUUUCUAACCAAGAGAUGUCAUUAAUUAAAUUCCAUCAUCUCAAAAUGUUAACAUAACAUCCUGAUUCAUCAAGUACCAAUCUAGAACUAGUUAUUUUGAAGGUUACAUGGUAAAUUCAAGUUUAUAUAAAUAAUAAUCACGCAUUCUGCUUAUAAUAUAUUUUACGCAGUAAAAGUGAAACAGGAGAAUAUCGAUUAACAUUGGAAAGAUAAAUGAAUUGCAAAAACAGCUACUAUAAUAUGAUGAAUGCUCCCAGGCAUUUAGAAUUUAGCAACAGAAUGUUAAAAUAUUAUCAAAUUUGGAAAUGCGCUCUUCUUUAUAAGUAGUAUUCAAAUAUUUCAUCAUUUCCAAAAUUUCAUGAGUGAGACUACUGAACUAUGGAUUGAAUUCAAUUUAGAAAAUGUAAUUGCGUUUUCAUUAACAAUUAGUGUAAUUAGGUUUUGACAAUCCAGAUUAAUUUGUGAAAUUGUACUAUAGAAUAAAAUGCAAUUAUUUAAAGGGAAUUAUUUGUUUUUAAUUUUGUUGUAAAAUAUUUAUUGCAUUAUUAUAUUAUAUCUUUGAUCAUCGUCUGAAUCAACAGUUCCAAAAAGCCACUUAGCUAUUUUUCUUACAGCAUUUUUUAAUCCUCUUUUUUAUCUAAUAUGUGGAUAAAUGUUUUCUGAUUCCUCAUCUAAAGUAUUAAUUGAAAUUUUUGUUCUUUUCAUUAUUUGUUCAGCUAGGUGAUGGUACGAAAUAGGAUUUGUUGCGUUUGCUUAUAUCAAAGUGUUUCUUAAAUUAUAAAAAUAUUUUUUUAAAUUUUAUAUUUGCUUACUAAUUUCUUUUAAAUCUGUGUAACAUAUGUAAAUAUAUUUAGUGUAUAUAGGUAUCAUAAUCCUAAAUUAAUGGGUAAUAAUGGGUUAUUUAUUUGUGUUAUUUGUACAUCUUCCAUCUCGAUUUUUUGAUAGAAUAUUAGGAGUAUUAUUAGUAUUGCCAGCUUCAUUAUUCUGUAACAAUUUUUCUGAAUUAACUUUAGAUUUUCUAAUUAUAUUCUUAUGAUAUGUUUCUCUAUCUGUUUCCAAAGGUAUACCAGUCUUUUAAAAUUUCAGUCUUUUUAAACUUGGAUAAUAUUUUGUGUCUAAAUUUUGUUCUAAUAUAUACCUACUAUGGUUUGACGGUGAAUCAGUUCUAUCUUUAUUUCUUUUAUAAAUUAUUUUUCCUUCAACUUCAUCAUUUCUAUCUCUAAUUUUGUCAUAUAAUAAUUUUGUAACUACUUUAUGAUUUUGCGAAUAUUACUAAACGAUCAUCUAAAUCAAAAGGAUCUGAAUUAUUUAUAUGACUUUUAAUUAUUUCUGAGAGUAUUAAUUGAGUAACGGAAUGAAUAGAAUAAUUAUACGAUAGAAUUGAAUAUUUCUUCAGGUGAUCAUGUGUUAGAUCUUUAAUAAUUUUUCUUGAACAACGAAAAUGAUCAAUUAAACUAGAAUGAAAUCUUUCAACAGAUGAAUUUGAGUUACUAUUUUUUGCGGUAAUAUAAUGUAAUUCAAUUUUAUAUAAUUUACAAAAGUCUUGAGGUAAUCAGCUGUUAUUUCAUACGGUAGACUGUGAUGAGUGAUGUAAUUUAAGAAGUUAUCAACAACAAAAAUUCCGUUUAUACUUGAUAUAAAAUAUACCUGACCGUUUCGUGAAAAUGUGUCAAUUAUUGUUAAAAAUAUCAAUGAUUUUCUAUUUUAAAAAUAUCAAUAUGUAUGUGAUCAAAUGAUUUAUUAGCUGUUUAUUGUUUAGGGUCAAUGAAUUCUUUUAUAAAUUGAAUUAUGUUUUGUACUAGUUAAUUUACUUAUGUCUGUUUUUUGAAUUGUUUUAUUUAUAUUACGCCAAUUAUAAGUUUUAUUUGUAUUACAUUGAUUAUAAUUGUUUAUAUUAUUUUCUCCUUUUUUAUUUGUUACUCCGGUUAAAUGAACAAAAUUAUGAAUUUCCAAAAGUAUCUUAAUUGUUCUAUGUAUUAUACUUAUUUUGAUUCUUAUUGGUUAUAAAUCUUAUCUAUACUUAUAACAUAAUAAAAGAGAAAGAAGUUUUUAUUAUAAAAAUCCAUUUUAUAAUUUAUUGAGUUGCGUACCACUUCAAGGAAUGAUAAUAAAUAAUUAUGUUUCCAAAA
This is a messenger RNA of Diorhabda carinulata, 4657 nucleotides long. Its product is annotated as elastase-1-like. The record is from RefSeq and is a predicted model, not a curated record. Gene Ontology annotation, molecular function: serine-type endopeptidase activity. NCBI's taxonomy places the organism in Eukaryota, Metazoa, Arthropoda, Insecta, Coleoptera, Chrysomelidae. Gene Ontology annotation, biological process: proteolysis. Bases 1541 to 2353 code for a protein of 270 amino acids. The transcript has 6 exons.